AGCGCACCCCGCCGUUCGGCCAUCACCAACAAAAUUACCAAUCUCCCUCCCCGACCCGAUUCCCGGCGCGAACCCGCCGCCACAUCCGUCGCAAUGGCGAAUCCGCCGCCGCCACACUCCGGCGGCCUGUUCUCCGGGGCUCCCUCGGCUCCAGAGCCGCCGGCGAAGGACGAGAACACGGCGACCGUGGAGCAGCUCCUGCUCGAUCUCUGCAAACUGGAGCUCCGCGAUAAAACCCUCGAGUUGCUCUCCAAGAAUCGAGAAAACUUCCAACAAGAUAUUGCUCCACUUCUAUGGCACUCUUUUGGCACGAUGGCUGCACUACUCCAGGAAAUUGUGUCAAUUUACCGACCUGUUGCACGCGCAACAUUAACGCAGGACCAAUCAAACCGUGUCUGCAAUGCACUGGCACUCCUUCAGUGUGUCGCUUCGCACCCUGACACUAAGAUGCCAUUCAUAAAUGCACAGAUUCCACUGUAUCUUUACCCUUUCUUGAACACAGUCUACAAAACAAAAGAAUAUGAGUACUUGAGGCUUACCAGCUUGGGAGUGAUUGGUGCUCUUGUGAAGGUUGAUGAUCAUGAAGUCAUUGUGAAUCUGCUGAAUAGUGAAAUAAUUCCUCUGUGUCUGCUUACAAUGGAAAUUGGCAGUGAGAUUUCGAAAACGGUGGCCACUUUUAUUGUUCAAAAGAUCAUGCUUGAUGACACAGGACUUAUGUAUGUGUGCAGUACUCGUGAACGUUUCCUUUCUGUGUCCAAUGUGCUAGCUCAGAUGGUUGAUGCACUUGUCAAACAGCCUUCCCCAAGGUUGCUGAAGCACAUAAUCCGCUGCUACCUAAGGCUGACAGACAACCCAAGCGCCUGCGAUGCGCUACGCACUUGCCUUCCCACUGUGCUGGCAGACGGGACAUUCAAUGGCCUUCUUGAGACUCAGAAAGAUCUGUCAACCAGGCUAUGGCUCCACCAGCUGCUGCAUAACAUCGCGAUGGCAAGCAGUGGACGCGGUGGCCCUUACGCUGACCUGAAUCGCAUCAUGGGGAGGUGAGUGAAGCUGGAUGCGUCAACUCAUCAUCUGCCAAGAGCAUGCCUUGUAGGUAGUAGGAGCCCUAGGGGAAGGUGCUGUAGUUUGGCCUUUGGAGAAAAACAGUACUUUGGUAGUUUUAGAGAUUAGCUGCUCUUUAGCGUUGUAAAAAAAAAGCAGCAGGCAACUGUCUAUCAGCUUCAGAUUAGCGUCUCAAAGAUGGAGAUGGGUCAAACAUGAGACUGAGACUCCCUCUCAUGCAAGUGGUGCGUGUUCUAUCUUAUGAAGGUUGCUGGAAAUCCGCAA
Molecule: messenger RNA, 1326 nt
Organism: Panicum virgatum (switchgrass)
Lineage: Eukaryota; Viridiplantae; Streptophyta; Magnoliopsida; Poales; Poaceae
Product: CCR4-NOT transcription complex subunit 9-like
Exons: 9
Coding region: 94-1044 (316 amino acids)
Biological process (GO): negative regulation of translation; mRNA catabolic process
Cellular component (GO): CCR4-NOT core complex; P-body; CCR4-NOT complex
Source: RefSeq, a predicted model, not a curated record